Messenger RNA from Salvia hispanica, 552 nucleotides. The record is from RefSeq and is a predicted model, not a curated record. Lineage: Eukaryota; Viridiplantae; Streptophyta; Magnoliopsida; Lamiales; Lamiaceae.
AUGUACAACUGUUUGGGUACUCCCAGGUGGAGGCUCCGGCUCCGGCGCAGGAUCGGCCUCAGGCUCGGCGUCAAUGCCGAGGAGGAAGCGGAGGAAGAGGUUGUGGGAGACGGCACCCGUCAUCCAUACAGCCAAGACAAGACGUUGGUUCUGUACGACGCUUGGAUCAGCGUCUCGUACGAUCCUGUCGUCGGUAAUCAACAAACCAACAAGUGUUUUUGGCAAAAAGUCACCGAAGUUUACAAUGCACGAAGGCCGAAGAAGACCGUUGCCCGCAACGUGAAGAUGCUCCGCAGUCAUUGGGACCGAUGCGACAGAGAUGUCAAAAAUUUUUGCGCGAUAUACAGGGCAGAAGAGGCGAAUUAUCAGAGCGUAGCCAGUGGAGCUGACAUUCUGAGAGCGGAGUUGCGGGUCUUCAAAGAUGACAUCGGUAAAGAUUUCAAGUUUGUCGAUGUUUGGUCGCAAGUCCACCACCUUGAAAGCCCUCAGAGCUCUCAACUUGGUAUAGGUGCACAGCCGACUUCGGGGGAUGAUGAUUCGCCGGCGGAGUAG